Messenger RNA from Micropterus dolomieu (smallmouth bass), 1165 nucleotides. RefSeq names its product VPS35 retromer complex component (gene vps35). The record is from RefSeq and is a predicted model, not a curated record. Lineage: Eukaryota; Metazoa; Chordata; Actinopteri; Centrarchiformes; Centrarchidae. Gene Ontology annotation, cellular component: retromer complex; retromer, cargo-selective complex; late endosome. Gene Ontology annotation, biological process: intracellular protein transport; retrograde transport, endosome to Golgi.
UUUGUUUUUCAGACUUGCUCUGUUUGCUCAUCGAGAAGAUGGCCCUGGCAUUCCAGCUGAGAUCAAACUGUUUGACAUCUUCUCUCAGCAAGUGGCCACCGUCAUUCAAUCUCGACAGGACAUGCCAUCAGAGGACGUGGUCUCUCUUCAGGUCUCUCUCAUUAAUUUGGCAAUGAAAUGCUACCCUGAACGUGUUGACUAUGUAGAUAAGGUCCUGGAGGGCACUGUGGAGAUAUUCAACAAGCUCAACUUGGAACACAUAGCAACCAGCAGUGCAGUGUCAAAGGAACUUACCCGACUGUUGAAGAUCCCAGUGGAUACCUACAACAACAUCCUGACAGUGCUGCAGCUCAAGCACUUUCCACCACUCUUCGAGUACUUUGACUAUGAGUCACGCAAGAGCAUGAGCUGCUAUGUUCUGAGCAACACACUGGACUACAACACCACUAUUGUGGCACAGGAACAGGUGGAUGCCAUCUUGAACUUGGUAUCCACACUGAUUCAGGACCAGCCAGACCAACCAGCUGAUGAUCCUGACCCAGAGGAUUUUGCGGAGGAGCAGAGCCUUGUGGGUCGUUUUAUCCAUCUGCUCCACUCUGAAGAUCCUGAUCAACAGUACCUUAUUCUGAACACAGCCCGGAAGCACUUUGGUGCGGGUGGAAACCAAAGGAUUCGCUACACACUUCCUCCUCUGGUGUUCGCAGCUUACCAGCUGGCCUUCAGAUAUAAGGAAAACUCCUCAUUGGAUGACAAGUGGGAAAAGAAGUGCCAGAAGAUCUUUUCUUUCGCCCACCAGACCAUCAGUGCACUUAUCAAGGCUGAACUUGCUGAGCUGCCUCUUCGACUGUUCCUACAGGGUGCACUGGCUGCAGGCGAGAUUGGCUUUGAGAAUCACGAGACAGUAGCUUAUGAGUUCAUGUCACAGGCCUUCUCUCUGUAUGAGGAUGAAAUCAGCGACUCCAAAGCCCAAUUGGCAGCCAUCACACUGAUCAUUGGUACCUUUGAACGAAUGCGAUGUUUCAGCGAGGAGAACCACGAGCCACUGAGAACUCAGUGUGCACUGGCUGCCUCCAAGCUGCUGAAAAAACCUGACCAGUGCCGAGCCGUCAGUAUCUGUGCCCAUCUCUUUUGGUCCGGUCGUAGCACCGACAAAAAUGGUGAAGAG